AUGAACUUUUCAUCUGAAAUUAACAUUGCUGCUUACAGUCCUGUGCGUGAGUUUCAAAUUAUGGAUAUCGCUCUGUACAAGCAAGUUAUUGAGAGUCACACAGUUAAAUUUGGUGCCAAGUGGGUUAUUAGGAAGAUAACUAGAAAUAAUAUCACGGAUCAAGAGUUGGAUGGAACCAGAGCAACUUGCUAUUUUAGCAACUCUGAAGAAGUGGGUAUCACGAUGAAUGAUGUCAAAGAAGCCAUCUUUCAGCGAUUCCAAGAAGAAUAUAAUAUGAGAAGCGUACGUUUUGCUAUGCAUAGAGCAUUUCGCUCUCAAAAUGAAGCUGCGGUAAGCAUUCUCCACAGGAGUAACCUUGUUCACAGUGAAGAUGUGUACAACGUCUUCAGAAAGGUAUUUGAAAAGGCUUACAAGAGGCAUGACGAUCAGAAAGCCUCUGUCAAACUAUGGUUGAACCACUUGGAAUCAAAGAAUUACAAUCAUUCUGCCAGACUUUCUCCUGAAAAAAUUACGAUUGACACGUGUAACGUGGAAGAAAAUGCGAUUCGCAGUAUAUUUCCAUCUGUCAACAUUCAAUGGUGUCUUUUUCAUGCACUGAGAGCAAUAUCACAGCAAGUACGAACCAAACUUGUGCUUGAAAGCCUACCAGAUAACAAAAGAGCGCAUCAGGCAGUUAUCUCACAGCUGAAAGGGAUGAUGUGGGAGAACAGCAGAGCUGAAUAUACCGGAAAUCUCAACCAAUUCGUUCAAGAAACAGCUAUUUGGAUAACAACAGAUUCAUUAAGUGGAGAAGAGCCUAUUAACCAGGCAGAUAUACCAACAUGGAAACAAAUAACUACGUUGAAAGCUGGUGUAUAUUCUGACAAUGACAUUGAAGAAGACUUUCUGAGCAACAUAAAUCGUAUCAAAAUGAAUCUUGGAAGAAUGGAACCUGGAGAAAGGGAAGCAAGAAGAAGGGAGCUUGAAACUGAAGAGGUCAGCAUCCAUGUGGCAAUGGACAUGAUUUCUGAAGUGGAAAAAGCUAGCCUGCAUAAUGCUCAGUCGUUCAACAAUGAGGGCGAAUCUUAUGAAGUUCGUGUUGAAAAUGGUACGGUAAAGUUUUGUAGUUGCCCAGAAUUUCGAUACCAAAACAGGGCUUGCAAGUAUAUGUUACUUCUGGGACGUUGUACUGAAUAUGAUGUUUGGAGAGGCUCAACUUAUACUGAAGUAUCAAGCACUGAAGGGUUGCAGCUUGAACCUGAACAUGAACUGCAAAGAGAGCAAGAAGAUAUGGUGCAAAAGUUGAAGAUGCUGAAAGAAGUUGUAGAGAAUCUAAGGCCCGACGAAGUUACCAGUUCGUGGAAGCUUCAAGUUGAACAGCUUUCUAGAGAAGUUGUAUUAAGAAGUAACCAAGUGGAAGAGUUACCAUUAAGCAUUCAUUUAGAAAGACAAAGAUAAAUAGAAAAUAUUUUCUUAAUAUUUUGUAGCAUGAAUUUCUUCAUGCAAGUAGUGUUUCCCAUUUCUAAGCCAUGCACAGUACCCCCAAAAACAGUUAUCGUUUUUAAAUGUCUGUUUUUUGUUGCUAUCAAAAACUAAACAGUAAAAAAAGCGAUCCUUUUGUACCUUUGUUGCAG
Rhizopus microsporus ATCC 52813 is the source of this 1613-nucleotide messenger RNA. RefSeq lists its product as uncharacterized. The coding region runs from base 1 to 1437 and encodes 478 amino acids. The record is from RefSeq and is a predicted model, not a curated record. Lineage: Eukaryota; Fungi; Mucoromycota; Mucoromycetes; Mucorales; Rhizopodaceae. The transcript has 7 exons.